CUAUACUUUACUUUUUUGAUAAAGAAUUUAUGGUUCACGGGCGUUCUUACCUUCUCACACCGAUUCUUACCUCCCCACAACUCUACCACCAAAUUCCCAAUGAGUUUGAUCAGUUUGACAAUGAGUAGAUAAUCUGGGCUUUCGUCUGCACAACUUAUCACUAGUAUUUAUCAAUCACUCAGACAAUCGCAUCCCAGUGCACUUGCUCCGCCACAGGCACUGUGUGUUACAGGCGAUUGUAUAAAGCUAUAUCUCCGAAUUAUAAUGAGUUUCGCGAAGCCCGAAUACGCGUUCCUCAAGGAGGUCGGAAUCGGCCCUACAAAUCUCGGAUGCUAUGUCAAUGGGGCGUGGAAGGCUAGUGGACCUACGAUCUCCACUGUAAAUCCUGCGAACAACGAGACAAUUGCUAAAGUUGUUGAGGCUUCAAUAGAAGAUUAUGAAGAAGGCAUGCAGGCUUGCUAUGAGGCAGCUAAGCUGUGGAUGCAGAUUCCUGCACCAAAAAGAGGUGAUAUUGUUAGGCAGAUUGGUGAUGCACUGAGACAAAAGCUUCAACACUUUGGCCGACUUGUUUCACUUGAAAUGGGGAAAAUACUACCGGAAGGAAUUGGGGAGGUUCAAGAAAUUAUUGACAUGUGUGACUUUGCUGUUGGAUUGAGCCGGCAACUGAAUGGAGUAGUCAUACCGUCAGAACGGCCUAAUCAUGCAAUGUUGGAGAUGUGGAAUCCUCUUGGGGUAGUUGGUGUGAUUACUGCCUUCAACUUUCCAAGUGCAGUUCUGGGAUGGAAUGCAUGCAUUGCUUUAGUAUGUGGAAACUGUGUUGUCUGGAAAGGUGCUCCAACUACACCGUUGGUUACUAUAGCAUUGACAAAAAUUAUCACUGGGGUGUUAGAGAAAAACGAUUUGCCUGGAGCAAUUUUCACUGCUUUUUGUGCGGGUGCAGAAAUUGGUCAAGCCAUAGCAAAAGAUACACGAAUCCCUCUAGUAUCAUUCACUGGUAGCUCAAAGGUGGGCCUUUCAGUACAGCAAACAGUGAACCAGAGGUUUGGCAAAUGUUUGCUUGAACUAAGCGGUAAUAAUGCUAUAAUUGUCAUGGAUGACGCCGACACUGAACUUGUAGUUCGUGCUGUUUUAUUUGCUGCGGUCGGAACUGCUGGUCAGCGCUGUACAACUUGCCGAAGACUGCUUCUUCAUGAAAGUAUAUAUCACAAAGUAGUUGAACGUCUUGUUGAUGCAUAUAAGCAAGUUAAGAUAGGGGAUCCUUUAGAAAAGGGUACCUUACUUGGACCACUGCAUACACAAGCUUCAAGGGAGAAUUUUGAGAAGGGACUUGAGAAAAUAAAAUCCGAGGGAGGCAAGAUCCUUGCAGGCGGCUCAGUUAUACAAUCUGAAGGAAAUUUUGUGCAGCCAACAAUAGUAGAAAUAUCUUCAACUGCGGAUGUUGUGAAGGAAGAGUUGUUUGGCCCAGUUCUUUAUGCCAUGAAAUUUAAGACAUUUGAGGAAGCGGUCAAAAUAAACAACUCUGUGCCUCAGGGUUUGAGUAGUUCAAUCUUCACCAAGAAACCUGAACACAUAUUCAAGUGGAUUGGUCCACUAGGAAGUGAUUGUGGUAUAGUGAAUGUGAAUAUACCAACCAAUGGAGCUGAGAUUGGUGGUGCUUUUGGUGGAGAGAAAGCCACAGGAGGUGGUCGUGAAGCCGGCAGCGAUUCGUGGAAGCAAUAUAUGCGACGCUCAACUUGUACAAUCAACUAUGGGUCUGAAUUACCUUUGGCGCAAGGAAUCAACUUCGGUUGAAAUAUAUACGGAGUAUUUCUUUUUGGUAUGUGAAUUUACCUACCUACCCUUGGAGUACUUUCCAUUUUGAAGAACUGAUAACCAACUUCGAUGCGCGGAGAUAAAAUAUCCUGGGCUCCUGCUAUCACUGAGACACUGGAGUUUUCAGGUUACCUCAAAGCUGGUCUCUAUAAAAGAGUCUUCUGUAACGGCAAUGAAACACGAGUCUUCUGAAUUGCAAUCAAGUGAAUAAACCUUUCUCAAGUUUGUGCAUUGUUUUUCAAUUCCAAAUUUAGAAAUUUAUAUGCAACAUGCCAUCUUCUGGUGGCCACACUUGAUAAACCUAAUCAUAAAAAAAAAAACGAAAUUCUAGUUGAUGUUGGAAGAUUUUUCAUUCAGUGUUCUUUUCACCUUUUCAAAAAUAGUCUUCUUAAUCUUUAAAGAAAAAAUAGCGGGACUUGUCGUUCUGUUCAUCAGUAUUUCUGUAUCUGGAGUAGUUUUAAUUUUGUUAAUGAAGCUGUGUUUUCCCAUCUUGAAGAAGUAGAGCAAGUUAUACUGAUAUACUUGUAUAAAUAAAAAGUCGUGGAAAAUAAAAAAAGAUUCAUACAAGAGUUCGGUGCCAAAAGAAAAAUAUCUGAAAAAAUGUAUUUCAACAAGCUAUGGAUUUUAAUUUAGAAAAAUUUUCAAAUAAGUCCUCGUACUAUAUUUAAAACGUCAAUUGAGUUCUCCUACUAUCAAAUCAUUCAAUUUUAACUACUUAACUAUAAAAAACACUUGAUUUUACUUUUUAGCCUGUUGGUUUAAAUAUUGUUGGUAAUCUCUAAAUAGGGAAAUUGUGGGAGAUGGUUGGCGCGCGACGACGGGGAAGUUGUGGACGAAGGUGGUUAGGGAAGUUGUGGGCAAUACCAGAGCGUGUCGGUCACGCGCGGAUACCGAAAGUAAUAAUGGGGUGGGCUAAGAAAUAAAAUUUGAAGAAACAUAGAUACUAAUACAUCAAGUAGUUAACACUUUAAAUAUUGAUACAAAAUGUAAAUUAUAAAACUUCUAUAAAAUUAUGAAACUAAUAACAAAAAAAUGUAUGAGUACUUCUACAAGAAAAAUUUGUGGAUAGGGAUGGAGUCGAUGGACCCGGGCCGGUCCGGUUCCGGUUCCGGGCCGGGCCCGGGCGGGCUUUUCUUGCAAACACUUGGG
Molecule: messenger RNA, 2961 nt
Organism: Cuscuta europaea
Lineage: Eukaryota; Viridiplantae; Streptophyta; Magnoliopsida; Solanales; Convolvulaceae
Source: the annotation of a GenBank genome assembly